This is a messenger RNA of Cyprinus carpio (common carp), 2606 nucleotides long. RefSeq names its product parapinopsin-like. Gene Ontology annotation, molecular function: G protein-coupled receptor activity. Lineage: Eukaryota; Metazoa; Chordata; Actinopteri; Cypriniformes; Cyprinidae. The record is from RefSeq and is a predicted model, not a curated record. Gene Ontology annotation, biological process: G protein-coupled receptor signaling pathway; visual perception. Gene Ontology annotation, cellular component: photoreceptor outer segment; membrane.
AAACCUAAUCUACAAUAUAUGAGGCAAUCAUGUACUUCUGCGUUUAGCGUUUGUAAACUCCAGUCCCACUGAAAUAAUGGGUUAGAAAACUCUGCAAACCUGAUGGAUUACACUGACUUUACAAAGCACAGAAUCUCGUUUCAAAACCAAACUGUUUAAACCAUUUACCUAAACCAUAAUUCAUUGUGCAAUGAUCGAGUCCAACGUGAGUCUGAGUUGCGCGUUGUGCGCCGGAGGAGAUGACGGGAGCAGCGCGCACUUGGAUGAGAAUCACUCAGAACACAAUCUGAGUCCGACCGGACACUUGGUGGUCGCCGUGUGCCUUGGGUUCAUCGGAACUUUCGGGUUUCUCAACAACACGCUCGUUCUCAUCCUGUUCUGUCGCUACAAAUUGCUGCGCUCGCCCAUGAACUAUCUUUUGAUGAGCAUCUCAGUGAGUGAUCUGCUGGUGUGCGUCCUCGGCACCCCGUUCAGCUUCGCCGCGAGCACGCAGGGCCGGUGGCUCAUCGGGCGCGCGGGAUGCGUGUGGUAUGGCUUCAUCAAUUCAUUCCUGGGCGUUGUGUCUCUAAUCUCCCUGGCGGUGCUCUCAUACGAGCGCUACUGCACCAUGAUGGGGGCCACGCAGGCUGACUCUACCAAUUACAGAAAGGUGGCCAUGGGUAUUGCCUUCUCCUGGAUAUAUUCCAUUAUUUGGACUCUUCCACCACUGUUUGGAUGGAGCUGCUAUGGUCCAGAGGGCCCUGGCACCACCUGCAGCGUCAACUGGGCCGCCAGGACAGCCAACAACGUGUCUUACAUCAUCUGUCUAUUUAUCUUCUGCCUUAUUCUUCCUUUUAUGGUGAUUGUCUACAGCUAUGGCAGACUCCUUCAGGCUAUCACACAGAUGAGCAGGAUCAAUACAGCGGUGAGUCGUAAGCGGGAGCAGCGUGUUCUCUUCAUGGUGGUCACCAUGGUGGUGUGUUACCUGCUGUGCUGGCUACCCUACGGGAUCAUGGCCCUGCUGGCCACGUUUGGGCAUCCCGGCCUGGUCACACCAGCAGCUAGCAUUGUUCCUUCUCUGUUAGCCAAGACCAUUAAGACCACUGUCUUAAACCCUAUAAUCUACAUCUUCAUGAACAAACAGUUUUGCAGAUGUUUCCAUGCGCUCAUCAUGUGCACCACCCCAGAAAGAGGCUCCAGUUUCAAAAACUCCUCCAAAGUCACCAAAAUUCUCAGGACAGUGCGACGUGCCAAUGGCCAAAAUGUGACCUUCGCGGUGGCCUCAGCUGGCCAUCCUACUAUCUUUGCUCCUAACAGCGGUGGGCAGAAAAGCUCAUCAGUGGGUGAGAAACCAUCCCCUGCUGCGGCCCAGGACACCAAUAGACCUGUUGUCUCUCUUGUGGCCUAUUACAAUGAUUGAGCUCAUAUGGUCAAGCCAAACCAACACUAAUACAGUGGAAUUAGAGGUUACAUAGGUCCUGGAUUGCAUAAAAAGAAAAGAGAAUUGGUAAGUGGGUGUGUUUUGCAGAGGAAUGUGGAACACGCCCCUCACUGAUGAUCAUGUCAUUUUGCAUGCAUGACCUUUCUGAGGGAAAUAAAAUAGGAAUGGAUAUUGGAAGUGAACCGCUGGAGAAAGGGAUUACACCCCAGAACAAAUUUAAAACAUGCAUAUGGAUUAACUAUUAGUUUAGCUGAUGUUUCUUAUGAGUCCAGGAUGUAGAUAUUCUCUCAGAUUUUGGUAAAUGGUCUCUCUCUCUCUCAUUUUUUAAGUUAUAUUUAUGGGCUUUUUGUGCCUUUUAUUUUGAGAGAACAGUGGAGAGAUGACAGGAAAGUAUUGAAGUGAAGAGAAGGGAGCAGGUUCAGCAAAGGACCUCGCGGCAAGAUUGGAACUCGGGUCACUGUGAGCACAGUUGCGCUAUAUGUUGACACACUAACCACGUGGCUAUUGUGUCUACGUGGUUGCUUUCUUUGAAACUGUUUUUUUUUUCCCAAAUAUUUUACUUUAACAAGAACACUUUCGCUACCAGUUUCUUACAGGAUUGGACAAACACUGUAACUCAGAUUGUUUAAAAUGAUAUUUUUGUUACUCUUCUUAAUAAUUCUGUGCACCAUGUGGAUGGUCUGAGUCCAUUUUCAGCUAAUUUUCUUUUUUGGGUGAACUAUUCCUUUAUGGGAUAUGUGACCCUGGACCACAAAACCUUAAGUCUUAAGUGUCAGGUUUUCGAAACUGAGAUUUAUGCAUCAUCUGAAAGCUGAAUAAAUAUAUUUUCAUUGAUGUAUGGUUUGAUAGUACAAUGGGACAAUAUAUGGCCGAGAUACAACUAUUUGAAUAUCUGGAAUCUGAAGGUGCAAAAAAAUCUAAAUAUUGAGAAAAUCUCCUUUAAAGUUGUCCAAAUUAAGUUCUUAGCAAUGCAUAUUACUAAUCAAAAAUGAAGUUUUGAUAUAUAUUUACAGUAGGAAAUUUACAAAAUAUCUUUAUGGAACAUGAUCUUUAUUCAAUAUCCUAAUGAUUUUUGACAUAAAAGAAAAAUUGAUAAUUUUGACCUCUACAAUAUAUUUCUGGCAGUUACUACAAAUAUACCCCAGCAACUUAAAGGGAUACUCCACCGCAAAAUGAAAAUUUUGUC